AUGGCGGCGCCCUUGUUGAGCGCGGCCCUCUGCGGCCUCCGGGGCGGGCGGGCUUUCGGCACAGCCGCUGCUCUCUGCAAGCGGGCAGCUCCGCUGGGGCCGAUGCCCAACGAGGAUAUUGAUGUCAGCAAGUUGGAAACGCUGGAAAAAUACCGCAGUUUCAGUCGCUAUUUCAAGCUGGCAGAAAAGGAGAGCAGGAAGCCACACUGGUGGAAAUCGUACCGACAGUACACCAGCCCCCAACCAGAGCCAAAGACCAACAUCAGCCUGCCACGUGCAAAGCAGUCACGGGCAAAGGAAAUCAAGGACAGAAAGAAGAUCCUGAAGGAGAACCACCAGAACGCUGAGAUGGAAAGAGCAGCACGGCUCCGGACUGCGCUGAUUCCCCUGGCGGAGGUCCGAGCCGAGUGGGAGCGGACCAGUGGCCCCUUCCACAAACAGCGCCUGGCAGAGCACUAUGGCAUCUUCCGUGACUUGUUCAAGGGAGCCACCUUCACCCCCAGGGUUGCCUUGAGGGUGGAGUACAGCCAAGAGGAUGAGGACCUCGUGCCAGUCUACUAUGGGAACAUGGUGACUCCAUCAGAGGCUUCCAGGCCCCCUGCAGUGUCAUAUGAGGCAGAUAAAGGCUCUCUCUGGACUUUGUUGCUCACAAAUCUGGAUGGACAUUUAAGAGAUGCAGACUCAGAGUACCUCCACUGGCUGGUAACAAACAUCCCAGGCAACGACAUCAAGCUGGGUAAGGAGAUCUGCCAUUACUUGCCCCCCUUCCCUGCCAUGGGAACUGGCUACCAUCGCUUUGUCUUCCUCCUCUUCAAGCAAGACCUCCCCAUAGAUUUCAGCGAGGAUGUCCGGCCCACACCCUGCCACAGCCUCAAGAUGAGAACCUUUAGCACAUUUGAGUUCUACAGAAAGCACGAGGAUGCAAUGACCCCAGCGGGGCUGGCCUUCUUCCAGUGUCAGUGGGACAGCUCCGUCACUCGGGUCUUCCAUCAGCUUCUCAACAUGAGGGAGCCUGUGUUCAAGUUCGUGCGGCCGCCUGUUUACCAUCCUCCGCAGGUGAAGUUCCCGCGCCACCAGCCCCUGCGGUACCUGGACAGAUACCGAGACACCCAGGAGCCCACCUAUGGCAUUUACUAGGGACCUGGCCUCCUCUCGAGGUGCUCUGCAGUACACUGGGGUGCUGACCUGGCAGACUGAGCUGCUGGCUUCCUUGCCUUCACAUUCUGCAGCUGGAAGCUGCCUGUGCCUCUGGAGAGAAAAAAGAAAGUCUCAGCCCUUCGGCUUCCAGCUCCCUAUGCUGGGAAGUUGUGCAGCUGAGGGCAACAGGUUGGCAGUGCUGGCAGAUGGGUGGUCAGAAGGCUACUUAAAAGGACACUCACAAAUGACAAAUCCAUGGCCAGGCUAAAAACUUGCAAAGCUGAUCAGUAGGGGUGGCAGGGUAGAGUACCCCCUGAGCUGCCCUGCCUUGCUUCUCUGCAAGGAUCUCAGUUCUCCUUUUGCCUGUUUCUGGAACCAACAGAGCCAGGCCAGCCUGGGUUUCCUCUUCCCAGUGUUGUGGUUGAGGACUGUAUUUGCUUUGGUUUGUGCAGGCCUCUUGAACAGAUGCCUCUGAUUAAACAC
This is a messenger RNA of Indicator indicator, 1620 nucleotides long. It is a transcript of the gene MRPL38, whose product is annotated as mitochondrial ribosomal protein L38. Gene Ontology annotation, cellular component: mitochondrial large ribosomal subunit. Lineage: Eukaryota; Metazoa; Chordata; Aves; Piciformes; Indicatoridae. The coding region runs from base 1 to 1137 and encodes 378 amino acids. The transcript is spliced from 9 exons. The record is from RefSeq and is a predicted model, not a curated record.